Messenger RNA from Cantharellus anzutake, 1553 nucleotides. RefSeq lists its product as uncharacterized. The transcript has 4 exons. The record is from RefSeq and is a predicted model, not a curated record. NCBI's taxonomy places the organism in Eukaryota, Fungi, Basidiomycota, Agaricomycetes, Cantharellales, Hydnaceae. Bases 84 to 1442 code for a protein of 452 amino acids.
AUGCUCUGGGUUAUCAGGUAGAUUUUUAACAAUGACGCCCGGCGCUGUUGGGACUAUCACGUGUGGAUUUUCCCCCUAUUGAAAUGCCUCCUAAACGUGCCAUUGGGUUGGCGAAAGCGAAAAAAGCGAAACUAGCUGAGGAUGAUCGUGAAGCGAAGCGACGGCGGACAGACAAUGGCGAGGUGAUUGAAGACCAGGCUGAUACUGCUCAAGUAACUGAUGGCGACUGGGGAGAUUUGAAGGAGCUCUAUGCGCGUGUUAAGAAUGCGGCGGAUGAAGGUGAUGUGCUCUUCAGAAGUUCUCGUUACAUUGCUCAAAUGUAUUGUCCAACAGAGGGACCAACGAAAGCACUUCCUUGGCUUCGGGGUGUUCUCCAUGAUUGUGAUCGGAUUAUCAGAAACGUUCCUGACCCUAGCCAACUCAUCGUCAAUGGAGCUCCAGAUCCAGGAUCCGAUCCUUAUGCCGUGCAUUCGUCAUUUUACUCUCUCUAUGCCAACGCAAUAUUGGAUAUUGGGGCCAUCGUUGGUAAGGAACCAGAUUUAGUUGUGGAGGGAGAGCCGGAUUCGCUCGAAGAUUAUAUUGGUGCUGCAUUUGACAUAUUGGAGAAAAAUGCUGCGAAGUACGAAACUGCUGACAAGCAUGAUUGGGCGCACAAUUAUGCUUGGAUGACUGGAUUACUUCUCCUUGCGGACAUCAAGGGAGGAGACUCAUUAGAAUCCUCACCGACUCAGAGUGCGUCUUCAAAGACGCGAAAUAUAAUGGACUGGUCUCCUGCUCAGCUUGUGGAAAAGGCUCAGAAGCAUUUCGAAACUUGUUCAUCUUUACACCCCAGCCCCGACUCGCCCGAACCUCCUCAGGAAGAAAACAAAGGCGAGGAAGUCCAAACUGCCUUGGAGUAUCCAGCUCUCCCUGCAUUCUUGUCCCACUAUGCACAUCUUGUACUUGGUGUCUUAGAAAGCAUUGAGUUGCCAGAAGAGCAAACUAAAAAGGCGGAGGAAAUUGGCCUGAUACUCGGUUCUGCAGCGGAGAAGCUGAGGGCGCAGCCGAACUUUAAAGGUCAUCUUCUCGUCGAAAGUGACGUCAAGAAAGGCCUGGCACUUGUGGGAAGAAUCAAGGCUGAAGCGUCAACUUCAUCCUUAGUGGAUGACGAGGAUCUCGGCCAUCCGUUAGUAGUCAAGGCUAGAAUAGAUUUAAGGGAAUGUGUAAACUUACUUCAGGAGGCGAGAGCAUUAAUUAGCGACACUCCAAAAACCUACCUCGUCGAGACGAAAACCGAAGAAAUUAAUGGAAUUCUGAAAGAUCUCUGGUUUUAUAUCUAUUUCAUUACGGAAGAUGAAGCUGAGCGAGAAGCGAUUGAACAGAAGGCUAGUGAAGCGGGCUUCACACUUGGCAGCGACGAUGAUGGUGACGAAGAGGAAAAGGACGACCAAGCUAGCGGCUAGGCGGGGAUUAGCGCGCCCCACUGACGAAUAUUUUCCAUGACCAGGUGAACAAAUCGACAAUAUUAAUUGGCGUACUUGGGGCAUUUGCAUGAAUGGAGCGGCAUUUCUCAG